Molecule: messenger RNA, 633 nt
Organism: Ostreococcus lucimarinus CCE9901
Lineage: Eukaryota; Viridiplantae; Chlorophyta; Mamiellophyceae; Mamiellales; Bathycoccaceae
Exons: 1
Coding region: 1-633 (210 amino acids)
Molecular function (GO): acyltransferase activity, transferring groups other than amino-acyl groups
Source: RefSeq, a predicted model, not a curated record
AUGCGUCAGGCUGGCGUGCGCUCGCUGCGUACGUUCGCAGUGUUGGCGAGAACGGACGCCUCCGGUCGACGAGCGGGAUUCGAAGAGAGUUCGACGACGGGCGAGACGCCAGCAGACGCAGAGGCUUUGCGUCGCUGGAGUAUUGUGCACGAAGGUGCCGAUGCAAACGCAGACACUAGCGUUGCGGAAUCGCAUCUCGCCGUCGUGGGUACGCUUGACGUGCAUCUGGGGGCGAAAUUGCCCGGGGAAAUACUCGUCGGUCGACGACCGUUCGCCGACGCGUCCGCCGACGCGUCCGCCGACGCCGCCAACGAUCAAUACGGCUUUGACCCGCUCGCCGUCGUUGACCCUCCACGAGCGUACGUCUUCAACGUCUGUGUCGCUCCCGAAUUCCGCGGUCGCGGCGUCGCGGAAGCCAUGCUGCGCGUCUCCUACGAAUAUCUCGCGUCUCGCACGCGCGCCGCAGUCGUCUACAUUCACGUCGAGCGCGACAACGUCAGCGCUCGACGCGCGUACGAAAAGGCUCUCUUUUCCAUCGAGAGCGAAGAGACGCCCGAGCAGAGCGCGAGCGCCGCGCACGAGCCUCGUAUUUUGCUUUAUCGAGAAAUUCUUCGCGCGUCGCCGGCCUUUUGA